AUGACGGAAAAACCUUUGGGCUUCGGCUACCAGAUCGGUGCCGGGGCUAUUGCUGGUGUCUCUGAGAUUCUCAUAAUGUACCCGCUGGAUGUAGUCAAAACGAGAGUACAGCUUCAAGGCAAAGCACCCGUCCCCGGCCAAGACUACUACACUGGCAUGUUCGAUUGCCUGCGCAAGAUUGUCAAGAAUGAAGGUCCCUCUCGGUUAUAUCGCGGCAUCGGCGCGCCCAUAAUGAUGGAGGCACCCAAGCGAGCGACGAAAUUCGCCGCGAAUGACUCGUGGGGUGUAUUUUACCGGAAUUUAUUUGGCGUGGAAAAGGCCACUCAACCCCUUGCGAUCUUGACCGGCGCGACAGCCGGCGCGACAGAGGCGUUCGUCGUGGUACCGUUCGAACUGGUCAAGAUCAGAUUACAAGAUCGCGCGUCGGCGGGCAAGUAUAGCGGAAUAAUGGACUGCGUCGUCAAGACGGUGAAGAGCGAGGGACCACUGGCGCUUUACAACGGGCUGGAGUCGACCCUGUGGCGGCACAUCCUCUGGAACGCAGGUUACUUCGGCUGUAUAUUCCAAGUGAAGUCGCUCAUGCCCAAGGUCGACAAAUCCGACCGCGUAAAGGCGAUGCUGAACGACUUCAUCUCCGGCACGAUUGGCGGCACCGUCGGUACGAUCCUGAACACGCCCAUGGACGUGGUCAAGUCGCGUAUCCAGAAUUCGCCAAAGGUCAACGGACAGGUGCCCAAGUAUAACUGGGCAUGGCCUGGUCUGGGCACGAUCAUGAAGGAGGAAGGCUUCGCCGCGCUAUACAAGGGCUUCUUGCCCAAGGUGCUAAGAUUGGGCCCUGGAGGCGGAGUGUUGCUUGUCGUGUACACUGGAGUGAUGGACUGGUUCCGAAAGAUGGGCGCUCAACCAAUCGGUUAA
This is a messenger RNA of Cladophialophora psammophila CBS 110553, 915 nucleotides long. RefSeq lists its product as uncharacterized. NCBI's taxonomy places the organism in Eukaryota, Fungi, Ascomycota, Eurotiomycetes, Chaetothyriales, Herpotrichiellaceae. Bases 1 to 915 code for a protein of 304 amino acids. The record is from RefSeq and is a predicted model, not a curated record. The transcript is spliced from 4 exons. Gene Ontology annotation, biological process: transmembrane transport.